ACACGCAUGCGCCGAAACACAGCCUCCUGCCUGUCAGGACAUACUUUCACUUUGUGCUGAUUUUGAGCUGUCCCUAGCUUUCUUCCCGAGGCUACAACAAAAACACAACAUAAACUUUAACUUUAAAGCCGCGUUUCGGGGACUUUAUAAAUUGUCGCGGUAUAAUUUCACCGGUUCAACCUUCUCGCCGAAACACUAGACAAGAAAACGAGCCGUAAACAACGCGUUUAGCUAACUCUGAAGCAACAAUGUUCUGACAUCUAAAGCUCAUUAUCAUCAGCCGACAGACUACCUCUAUUGCCCUGUGGCUCCUGGUAGACCUCACACUAUGGAGCGGACUGCACUCAGACAGAGCCAGCUCUGUGGCUCCUGGGAGAUGAAGGAGAGACUAGGGAUGGGAGGCUUUGGGCACGUCUACCUGUACCAGCACAUUGAAAUGGGAGAGAAAAUUGCUGUGAAACUUUGCCGCCUGGAGCUGAACUCUAAGAACAAAGACCGCUGGAGACGAGAGAUCCAGAUCAUGAAGAAGUUGAACCAUGUGAACAUUGUUCAGGCCAGAGAAGUACCAGAGGAGUUGAGCAUCAUUGCUUUAAAUGACCUACCUCUGCUGGCCAUGGAGUACUGCUCAAGAGGAGACCUACGCAAGGUUUUGAAUAAACCAGAAAACUGUUGUGGGCUAAAGGAGAGUGAAGUCCUCUCGCUGCUCAGUGACAUUGGUUCUGGUGUCCAGUAUCUCCAUGAAAACAAGAUCAUUCACAGAGACCUAAAGCCAGAGAACAUAGUUCUGCAGGAGAUGUGUGGGAAGAUUGUCCAUAAAAUCAUAGAUCUAGGUUAUGCAAAAGACCUAGAUCAGGGCAGUCUCUGUACAUCUUUUGUUGGAACUCUCCAGUAUCUGGCUCCAGAGCUGUUUGAGAGUAAACCCUACACUGUAACUGUGGACUACUGGAGCUUUGGGACAGUGAUCUUUGAAUGCACUUGUGGCUUUCGCCCCUUCUUACACCACAUGCAGCCUGUACAGUGGACAAGUAAAGUCAAGAACAAAGGUCCCAAGGACAUCAUGGCAGUAGAGGACAUGAAUGGAGAAGUCAGAUUCUCCACACAUCUCCCAUAUCCCAACAAUAUUAGCAGACCACUGCUGGAGCCAGUUGAAUCACUACUACAGAUGUUGUUAUUGUGGGACCCUGCAUCGCGUGGUGGCGGGCUGGAUCCUGACACCAACAAGCCAUACUGCUACACACUGCUACAGAAUAUUCUCAACAUGAAGGUGAUUCAUGUGUUGGACAUGACGUCAGCCCAGCUGCACUCCUUGGUUUUAGGAGCUGAGGAGAGCUUACACUCCCUGCAGCUUCGUCUGGAGACACACACUCAAACACGCAUCUCCCCUCUGAGUCAAGAGCUGCUGCUGGAGACGGGAAUCUCCCUCGACCCACGCAGACCGCCCGCACACUGUCUGCCAGAUGGAUUGCGAGGCUGGGACAGCUCCAUAGUCUUCUUGUUUGAUAAGAGCCUGACCAAGUACUCUGGACCACUGACUGCCAGACCUCUACCAGACAGUGUCAACUUUAUAGUCAGGGAGACCAAGACGCAGCUCCCGCUGUCUGCAUUGAGAAAGGUGUGGGGGGAAGCAGUUAGCUACAUCUGUGGACUGAAAGAGGACUACAUUCGCCUUUACCAGGGACAGAGGGCUGCCAUGCUGAGUCUGCUGCGUUACAACACCAAUUUAACGCGGUACAAGAACCUGCUGUUCUCCCAGUCACAGCAGCUGCAAGCCAAACUGGCUUUCUUUAAGACCAGCAUCCAGCACGACCUUGAGCAAUACACCAAGCAGAGGCACACCGGCAUCUCUUCAGAAAAGAUGCUGAAGACAUGGCAGGAAAAUGAAGAGAAGGCUGAUGGGUUUACAAAGGUUGCAGAUGUGGGGUAUCUGGAUGAAGAGAUAGUGGCUCUACAUUCUGAGAUUGUGGAGUUGCAGAGGAGUCCAUUUGCGAGGAGACAAGGGGAUGUAAUGGAACAGCUUGAGGAAAAGGCUAUUGAACUCUACAAGCAGCUGAAAGCUAAAUGCAAAAGUCCUGACCCUCCACAUGGCUACAGUGACAGCUCAGACAUGGUGAAGACCAUACUCCAAACAGUUCAGAACCAGGACAGGGUGCUGAAAGACUUGUACACUCACCUGAGUACAAUCCUGGUGUGUAAGCAGCGAAUCGUUGAUUUGUUCCCUAAGCUGGAGAGGGCGGUAGAGAGCAUAAAAACUGCAGAGGCAGCAGUGAUGCAGAUGCAAAUGAAACGACAGAAAGAGUUCUGGUAUCUACUCAAGAUUGCCUGUGCCCAGAGCAAUUCUCCAUCACAGCCACAGCCACUUAUGCAGCGACCCACUGCCAGUGAAACUGUUCAUCAGUUACUGGAUGAGAAUCAGCGUUAUCUGAGUCAGCUAACUUCUCUGCUGCAGGACGCCACCCAGGAGAUGGAGCACAGUGUCAUGGAUCAGGACUGGAGCUGGACCCAGUACAGAGCAGCGAAAGCCCAACCUCAGAAGCUGUAGAAAAUGACCAAAGACUCAGUGUUAUGAGUCAAAGAUGUAUACUGUAAACGAGUGCCUUAUCAGAGUUAUACAAUCUGAAAGCUUUGUGAUUCCAUACUGUUUCAUUUACAUACAAGUAAUGCUGUAAGACAACAAUGUGUGAAGCAGCAUGGUGUGGUAAGCUAUUCAUGUUUUAAUUUAAAUUUAUUUUAUUGAGUUUAAAAUCUAUUUUGAGCUGUCACCAAGAUGUAUUUAUUGAACUGAUAUUGUUGAGUGAAACAUUGCUGCUAAGAAACUAUGCAUGAUGGAAUUUGAGUAAAUUUUAAAAUGUAUGGCA
Lates calcarifer (barramundi perch) is the source of this 2855-nucleotide messenger RNA. Its product is annotated as inhibitor of nuclear factor kappa-B kinase subunit alpha. The record is from RefSeq and is a predicted model, not a curated record. The coding region runs from base 329 to 2539 and encodes 736 amino acids. NCBI's taxonomy places the organism in Eukaryota, Metazoa, Chordata, Actinopteri, Centropomidae. Gene Ontology annotation, molecular function: ATP binding; IkappaB kinase activity. The transcript is spliced from 22 exons. Gene Ontology annotation, cellular component: IkappaB kinase complex; cytoplasm. Gene Ontology annotation, biological process: peptidyl-serine phosphorylation; tumor necrosis factor-mediated signaling pathway; positive regulation of transcription by RNA polymerase II.